Spea bombifrons (plains spadefoot toad) is the source of this 1894-nucleotide messenger RNA. RefSeq names its product claudin 2 (gene CLDN2). Bases 317 to 1012 code for a protein of 231 amino acids. Gene Ontology annotation, cellular component: bicellular tight junction; plasma membrane. The record is from RefSeq and is a predicted model, not a curated record. The transcript has 2 exons. Gene Ontology annotation, molecular function: structural molecule activity. Lineage: Eukaryota; Metazoa; Chordata; Amphibia; Anura; Pelobatidae. Gene Ontology annotation, biological process: calcium-independent cell-cell adhesion; bicellular tight junction assembly.
CACCCCCUCCCAUGUAAAUAUCAUAAAUGCGUUAAACUGGAUACUCAGUUUGACACUCAAUCUAAAUAGUUUAUCUCAAUAAGUAAGCAACUACAUUUGAUAUGACAGAGAACAACACAAGAAAGUAAGAAGAAAGGUGACAGCUUAAGAGCUAACGAAGAGAAAGUUUGAAGAAACAAAUAACCAUUCUGAAAAAGUGACAAGGAACAUGAAAUACUAAAAGACUAGACACAACAAACAGUGUUUACUCUGGAGAAAACAACCACCACAAGUUGAGAAAGAUACAAGAAGAAGCAUAAACGAUAACACAGAAAAAAUGAUAUCGAUCGGCUUACAAAUGGUGGGCUAUUUCUUGGCUAUCUUGGGUAUGAUUGGAACUGUUAUUGCCACUAUAUUGCCCUCAUGGAAAGUCAGCUCAUUCAUUGGUGCAAGCAUUGUGACAGCUCAGGAAUUUUCCAAAGGUCUUUGGAUGGAGUGUGUUUCCUAUAGCACAGGCAUUGCCCAGUGUGAUAUUUACAACAGCAUGUUAGGGCUACCUGCUGACACUCAAGCAGCCCAAGCUCUUAUGAUAACAUCGUGUGUAUUCUCUGUUCUUGCGAGCCUUUUCUCUGUCUUUGGCAUGAGAUGUACAAUUUUUUCCCAGGGAUCUCCUGGAAAGGACAAGUUAGCUGUGACUGGAGGGGCUUUUUUCAUCCUGGGUGGUAUAUUGUGCCUGGUCCCUAUUUGCUGGAACCUGCACUCCAUUCUUCAAGAAUUCUACAGUCCAUUAAUCCCUGACGCACUUAAGUAUGAGAUUGGACCUGCACUUUAUUUAGGUAUAAUGGCAUCUAUUUUGUCUGUUUUGGGUGGUGCCAUUCUUUGUGCCUCAUGUCCAUCAAGGCAACAAGAUCAUGUGUUUUACAGCAAAUACCAGGGAAGAGCUUUGAUUGCAGAUAAAGGACAAGCUACUGGAAGCCAACCACAUAUCACCAAGAAUGAAACAAAUGGGUAUAGCCUCACUGGUUAUGUGUAGUUGGUUAGUAUAAAUAAAAACGCUUUAUUAUGUUUUCGUUGACUAACUCCAGGAACAUAGAUAGCACAUGGACAAUUGGUAUAGUAGUUACCAUCACCGAAGUAGAAACACCCAUUUAAAAAUGUGAGAUGCCCUAUAAUAGGAUUGGAGGUUCCAUAAAUAAGAUCAUUUCUUAUAUAUGACAACUAAUUAUUGGAGAGUCACCUUUGUGUUCUGUUUAUGCAGAUAGCUUUCUUAAAACAGGUAAUCAGUGACAUUGCUAAGUUGGAUUUUCAAAUAAUAUAUUUAAUUCUCCUAACUACGGGUUAUCAAGCAAGUACAAAAAGGCACUUUUUUCUUUGAAAUUUAGUAUAGCAGACAAUUUGGAUAUAUAAUAUUGUAAAUUAUCUGCCUAAGAACUACAGUGUUCAGCUCUGUAUAAAUAGAUUUCAUGUAUGAUUAACAUCAAUUACAGAUAAUUUUUAUGCAAACAUGAUACAACUAGUACACAUUUUAUUGACUGUAAGUAUUCAACAUAGUUUAUAUUGUAAAAUAUGUUCAUUAUCACCCCUUGAUUUCAUUGAUUGUUAAAGCAUUGGUUUUAAGGAUUAACAUAUAUUCUGUCAGCACUCUGAAAUACACAUAAAUGCACUACCACUCUCGCAAAUAUGUUUUAUUUGUUUUGCACACAACUUUUCUCCCUACUUACUGCUUUCUAAUGGACCCAAAGAACAGAAAUGGUUGCUUUCAUAGACAUAUUCAUCAAAUAUUGACAAUGUAUAUUUGAAAUGUUUCAAGGCAUUGUUAUUAAGUGUUAAUUAAUGCUGUAGUUACCUUAAUUGCAUUUUGAGAAAUUACCUGUAAAGAAUAACCGUUAUUGAAUAAAUGCAAUUUACAGGAAAA